CCGCCUCUGUUACUGGGGGGUCUCGCCUCCAUCGCUGGCUGCGAGAACGCUGAGGGCACGUGACCGGAUGUACAAAGGCGGGCGCACCGGGCACGGGACCCCAGAGCGCGGCCGCCAUGACACCUUCCGCUAGCUCCCUCCCUCCUCACCAGUUCCCGCCUGUUUCGUUUCUUCUCUCUGGCCUCCAGCGGUGGAGAGUCCCGGGAUCCUGGAAGGCCCACCCGUUAGGCCUAAAACUUCUCCGAUCCCUGUCGGCGUCGUGUCUUCGGCCAGCAGCACCACGCCAACUGCAGGCCGUAGAGAGCGUAAUUGCGACGGCGGCCGGAGGGGGAGGGACCACGCACGAGGAGGAGCAUAAGCUGUCACGUGACAAGGAAGUGCCGUUAACAACGUCCCUGCGUCCCCGGCGCCCCUGGAUGACGUUUUAUUCAGGCAAGGAAUAUUAUACCUGUCAUUCACCAAGUUUCAACUUUUUGACUCAAUGACUUUUGUGCCAGUGAUACCAGAGUCCUACAGCCAUGUUCUCGCAGAGUUCGAGUCUCUGGAUCCAUUGCUCUCAGCCCUGCGGCUGGACUCCAGUCGUCUGAAGUGCACCAGCAUAUCCGUUUCUCGAAAGUGGUUGGCUCUGGGCAGUUCAGGAGGAGGACUCAAUCUCAUUCAGAAAGACGGCUGGAAGCACAGGCUUUUCCUUUCACACAGGGAAGGCGCGAUUUCUCAGGCUGCCUGCUGUUUGCAUGAUGAUGAUUACAUUGCAGUAGCUACCAGUCAAGGUCUUGUAGUUGUUUGGGAAUUAAAUCAAGGGGAAAGUUUCUGCCAUCAAACUCAACACUUCUAAACAAGCUAAGGCAGCGGCUGCCUUCGUGAUGUUUCCUGUCCAGACAAUAACAACAGUUGACUCCUGCGUUGUCCAGUUAGAUUACCUGGAUGGAAGACUGCUUGUAUCCUCACUUACUCGGUCCUUCUUGUGUGACACUGAGAGAGAAAAGUUUUGGAAAAUUGGGAAUAAGGAAAGAGAUGGAGAAUAUGGAGCUUGUUUCUUCCCUGGAAGAUGCUCUGGGGGCCAGCAACCUCUGAUAUAUUGUGCUCGCCCCGGCUCUAGGAUGUGGGAAGUGAACUUUGAUGGGGAAGUUCUAAGUACACAUCAAUUUAAGAAACUCCUCUCCUUGCCGCCUCUCCCUGUGAUUUCUCUAAGAUCAGAGCCUCAGUAUGAUCAUACAGUUGGAGCCUCCCAGUCUUUGUCUUUCCCCAAACUCUUGCAUCUUAGUGAGCAUUGUGUGUUGACUUGGACAGAAAGAGGAAUUUAUAUUUUCAUUCCUCAGAAUGUUCAAGUUCUUCUUUGGAGUGAAGUCAAAGAUAUUCUGGACGUGGCUGUCUACAAGAACGAACUGUUCUGUUUGCACCUGGAUGGGAAAGUCUCGCAUCUGUCCCUGUUGUCUGUGGAGCGCUGUGUGGAACGCCUGCUCAGGAGAGGCCUGUGGAACUUGGCUGCUCACACAUGCUGUCUUUUCCAAAACUCCGUCAUUGCCAGCAGAGCAAGGAAAACUUUGACUGUGGAUAAAUUGGAGCAUCUGAAAUCACAGCUGGACUUUGAAACUUGUAGUGAUCUAAUUUCCCAACUGGAAGAACUGAUCUUAAAAUUUGAACCUUUGGAUUCAGCUUGCAGCAGUAGAAGAAGCUCCAUUUCCUCACAUGAAAGUUUCAGCAUCUUGGACUCUGGUAUUUAUCGCAUCAUUAGUAGUAGAAGAGGCAGUCAGUCAGAUGAAGACUCCUGCUCCCUUCACAGCCAGACCUUCUCAGAAGACGAGCGACUUAAAGAAUUCCCCUCACACCAGGAAGAGGACCAGCCGGAUCAGUGUUGUGGCCCACAUGGGAACGAAGAGAAUACUCCUCACAUUCCGGUGACGUUUGAGACAGAUAAGAGUGAGACCUUCCUCCCCUUCGGCCUUCCAUUACCAUUCCGUUCUCCAUCUCCUCUUAUGUCACUUCAGGCCGUCAAAGAAAGUGUUUCUAGCUUUGUGCGAAAAACUACCGAGAAGAUUGGCACGCUUCAUACAAGCCCUGAUCUGAAAGUGAGACCAGAACCUGGAGGUGAUGAGCAAGCUUGUGAAGAGGAUGCGAGUUCAGUUAUCUGCCCCAAAGAGGAAGACACUGAGGAAAAAAAUGAGGAAACCAGUCAACCUGCAGAAGAAGACAGGUUCCAGGAGCUCAGAGUAGCUACAGCAGAGGCAAUGGCCAAGCUGGAGGACCCUCUGGUUUUAUUUGAACCGAAGUCAUUGAGAAUGGUUUUACAACAGUGGCUUGCACAGUUAGAAAAAGAAUUUGCCAUGAAGGACUUUUCGAGCAUUUCAGAUACUGGGAACUCAUCCAUGAAGUUGAGCCAGGAUGCGCAAUUGUUUGAUGAGUCGAAAAAGGGAAUGUUAGAUGAAGAAAAUGAAAAAGGAUACUCCUUAGGCAAUGAAGAAACUGUUGAUCAAGUAUGUAGUCCUUCAAGUAGUCAGACAGAGCCCUCGGAUGGCCAUUUUCAAGUAUGUUCUCCGUGUACCAUAGCAAACAGCCUUCAGAAGGACCUGGCCGAAUUGACAGCGUUGUGUUUGGAAUUGAGAGUAUUGAAUUCCAAGACUGAUAGCUCAAGUGGACAUGUGGACCACAUUUCACUGCAGUGCUCUCCCGAAAUUCUGGCAUGUCAGUUCCUAAAGAAGUACUUUUUUCUCCUGGACUUGAAAAGAGCAAAAGAGAGUAUCAAAUUUAGUUACGCCAACAGCCCUUGUAUAUGGGACACUUUCAUCCAAGGACUGCAAGAAAUGGCAAGUUCCAAUCCUACAUACCUGGAGAUGGAAGAAGGAGACCUACCAACAAGAUUAAAGUUAUUAGACGACUCGGUUCCUUUCGAUAGUCCGUUAUUGAUUGCUUAUGCUUCUAGGUUAUAUGACAAAUUUGGAGAAUCAGCCCUUCGAUCCUUGAUCAAGUUUUACCCUUCUAUUUUGCCCUCGGAUAUCAUGCAACUUUGUCAUCGUCAUCCUGCUCAGUUUCUGGCCUACCUAGACAGUCUGGUGAAAUCAAGGCCCGACGAUCAGCGGUCAGCCUUCCUCGAAUCCCUUCUACAACCAGAGUCUUUAAGGUUGGAUUGGCUGCUUUUGGCAGUGUCCCAUGAUGCUCCCCCAAGCACAAGGACGAUGGAUGAUGAAGGAUACCCCAGACCCCAUUCACACUUGUUUUCUUGGAGUUACAGUCAGUUGAUCCUUCAUCUGAUUAAACUUCCUGCAGACUUUACAACCAAAGAGAAAAUGACUGACAUCUGUAGGUCUUGUGGUUUCUGGCCUGGAUACCUGACCCUCUGUUUGGAGCUGGAGAGAAGAAGAGAGGCAUUCGCCUGCAUCGUGUGUCUGAAUGAUAUGAGCCUGAUGGAAGGGGACAAUGGUUGGAUCCCAGAGACUGUGGAGGAAUGGAAGCUUCUUCUGCAUCUCGUACAGAACAAGCGCACAAAGCCAGGCCCCCAGGAGUCGCUAAAUGGGAACGUCGGUGACGAGCCCUCUCCCAUCAACUUGGAGAAUGUGGCGCUCCUGUUAGCCAAGGCCUUGGGCCCGGAUCGGGCCUGGUCACUGCUACAGGAAUGUGGUCUGGCCCUUGAGUUAUCAGAGAAGUUUACCAAAACCUGCAAUAUCCUGAGGAUUGCUGAGAAAAGACAGAGAGCCUUGAUACAAAGCAUGCUUGAAAAAUGUGAUCGAUUUCUCUGGUCUCAGCAGGCCUAAUGGAAGAUGAUUUAUCAGGAUGUCGUAACGUUCUGAGAAAACCUGAAUUAUGCUCAUGUACCUUCUGAAAGCAUUUGUUGUAGAAGGAAAAGUGCCUCCCAAAACUGCUGCCUUAUUGGAGCUACUUUAAUCGAUGCCCGUGACCUGGCAUUUGUGACUCAGCAUUAACCUACAUUGGACUUGGAAGGAGCCAGUCUGUUGGCCUCAGCACCUGGGUGUUCACGGCUAGUCUUUCUCUAUGAACUGCAGUAGUAAUUGCCUAUUCCUAUUGGACUGGGUGGGGGAAAUUCUCUCCCUUCUCUGGAAGGAGAGCUUGUCCUGGUCAUGUGAAGACACAUAAUAUUAUCAACUGGGGCUGAAUUCUUUUCUAUAGCUUAUCUGGGGCAAUCUAGACUUUACUGAAAUAGAACCUGGUAUAAUGGAAUUGACACAUAAAAUAAGUGAAACACUGAAGAUUCAAAUUAGAUAUUUAAAUAAAAUGCCCCAUAAUAUAAAUUGAACUAAUUUAAAAUAUUUUUUCCCGAUAUUUAUUUGACAUUUCGAAUCUGAACCUGUGUGUGUGUGUGUGUGUGUCUGUGUGUGUGUGAAUACAUACAUAUAUACUACUAAUUCUUUGCUGUAAAUGUGUUACCUCUAAUCUUUACUAAACAAAGUAACCUGAAAUCAUGCACUUUUAAAAAUUCUUUUUAAAAAGCCAUAAUAAAAGCUGAGUACUAAUAAAGACUGCA
Messenger RNA from Tupaia belangeri chinensis (Chinese tree shrew), 4477 nucleotides. It is a transcript of the gene HPS5, whose product is annotated as HPS5 biogenesis of lysosomal organelles complex 2 subunit 2. The record is from RefSeq and is a predicted model, not a curated record. Lineage: Eukaryota; Metazoa; Chordata; Mammalia; Scandentia; Tupaiidae. Gene Ontology annotation, cellular component: cytoplasm. Gene Ontology annotation, molecular function: protein binding. Gene Ontology annotation, biological process: developmental pigmentation.